Messenger RNA from Numida meleagris (helmeted guineafowl), 2751 nucleotides. It is a transcript of the gene LITAF, whose product is annotated as lipopolysaccharide induced TNF factor. Lineage: Eukaryota; Metazoa; Chordata; Aves; Galliformes; Numididae. The transcript has 4 exons. Gene Ontology annotation, molecular function: zinc ion binding. Gene Ontology annotation, biological process: regulation of cytokine production. The record is from RefSeq and is a predicted model, not a curated record. The coding region runs from base 302 to 829 and encodes 175 amino acids.
UAAGUUAAGGGUAGUAUUUAUUAUAGAGAUCCGUACCAGGACAGAUGAGGAUCACACCGCGUCUCACACGAAAGUGAGAAAAUGCUCUUAAAACGGUCUGAGAUUCGUGUGUUAUCAAAAGAGUGACUUUUUCCGUACUUCGCAGAGCACGGUGUAAGCAGCACUGAUCAAACCCAGGCGCGCAGGUGCCGAUCUGGAACGCGCGUUUCAGCAGCGCCGGGGCAGGAGCAGCUGCAGCAGUUGCCGUUCCCGUGGUGUCUGCCCGGGAUGUCAGUGCCUCCUCCGCCUGAGCCCAGCGAUAAUGGCAGCUCCUGGAAGAAUCCUCCCCAGUGAGGAAGUCAUUAAAGCAAAGUGUUCGUGUUCGCAGCUGAAGUCUGAUACAAUGUCUGCUUCUAGUGGCUUUCCUGCCCCAUCUGCACCACCUUCCUAUGAGGAGACAGUAGGAAUCAAUGUGAACUAUCCUCAUCCCUACCCUGUCCCAGAACCUGGGCCGAGACCAGAUGGGAAGGGAAUGAACCCUCCCCGGUACACAGGACAGCCUGUGCCAACAAGUACCCCAGUUACAGUUCAGACUGUGUAUGUGCAGCAACCAAUAGUGGUGUUCUAUGACCGCCCAGUUCAGAUGAGCUGCCCUUCCUGUAACCAGAUGAUCGUGACGCGUCUCUCGUAUGAGUCAGGAGCGUUGACCUGGCUGUCAUGUGGUGGCCUCUGCCUGCUGGGGUGCAUAGCUGGCUGUUGCUUAAUUCCCUUUUUCAUUGAUGCUCUGAAAGAUGUGGAUCACUUCUGUCCAAAUUGCAAUGCUCUUGUUGGUUCUUAUAAGCGUUUAUAGGCAGCGUGUAAACGCUAAUAGUUGAUUAGCACCUCUCUAAGACCUUACUGAAGCUUAAUGGAGGCUUCAUAGUUGUUUCUGUCCUGUUACUGGAAAUCAAUAAAGAUUAAUGUUUGUUGCCAGAUUGAAUAAGAACUUGCUAAGAAGUAAUGAUUCUGAUUUGGGCCUUUUUAGGGCUUGAUGGGCUGCUCAGUCCAGCAGCUAAAUGUUUGUCCCUUUCUGCCAUAUGCAAAACAGGCUGGUGAUGUUGGUCCAGUUAAUCUUAUCUCAACUGUGUUGCACACUGUGCGUUUGCUUGCUUUACAGCCUUGGCACAGACCACAGGGAGAAUGUCUGUAGAGAACUGUGCAGUCUUGUGCUUGGUGUUGAUGCUAUUGCAACAACAAAGUUCACAAACUGGCAGGUAGUUGCUUGCCUCUGAUGUAGGUGCCCCUCCGAUGAAAGAAGUAAUUUGGUCCCCAAUGUUAUCAGUUGGGUGCCUUUUUAUGAGCACUAAAAUGCAAUUCAAAACUUUCUGUGAAAGACAAUCAAACCUAAAGGCUUCUUCCUUCUCGGAAGCUGCAUUACCAAAUGGACAACUCAGGUUGUUGUGCAUCACUGGUGAUUGAAUGUAGUACCUGAAUUUCCUCACCAAUUUUCAGCCUGCUUGUAUCUUUACUUUGCAGUAAAGUUGCUUACUCGGAAAUUUUUAAUAUAUUUCUUCAUUUUUUCUUUUUUACUGCUGAUUUAUUAGUCUCAUUUUCCAAAUGAAAGGUAACUUCUGUUCUCAGAAACCUAAGCUGUAUGUGAUGGUGAACACAAAAAAUUAGAGUGACACUCUGAAGGUUGAAAUAUGUUAAACAGAAGACUUGGUCCAAGUAACCUCUCGGUUCAGUCGGGUGAUACCUGUCUGGAACAAGCAGACAGGUGUUCAGGCAAGGCUGUGAUGCUAACACUGUGUUCAUCUCUGUCAAAGGCUAAAAAUAAAUAUGAAUUUAAAAAUGCAUUUAUUGUUUUUUUCCUGAUGUGCCUUCUACAAAUAUUUGGUAUAUGGUAACUUUUCAGAAGUCUUUCAGCACUUCAUAUUUGAAACCUCUGAAUUCUGUGGGUCACAAAUACAACAGCUAGGCCUCAUUAAUUAGUCCUUGUAAAUUGCUGCUGCUUGUGGGUCAGCUUGCAAGUGGUUUAACAUCUUCCAUGUCUGUUCAUGUGUCUCUGCAGCUACUAGCUGGCGAGGCAAUGAUGGAGAGCAAAAGGCAGUACAGGACUCAUGGCUUUCUGCUCUGGUUGAGCACGACUUGCUCAGACUUCUUGUCUGCUGUGCCUCCACAGUAAUGGUUUUGAUGUUUUUGAGGAUCUGGGUGAUGCUUCAUUGAAGCUUCUUUGAAUUCUCCGAUUCUGCUGUCACUGAUUCUCACAUAUACAGAUCGUGCAUUUCUGUAAAGCCAUUUUUUUCCACUAGAUUCACAAAAAGAGUACUUUGUUAGCUUACCACCAGAGUAAGAUGGGAAGUAACGAAGCUCCCCCUUUCUCUAUGAAGUGCUGGAUGGAAAAUCUGAGGUGGUAGUACCACAAUUUAGAAGAACCCUGACCAAAAAAAAAAAGUGUGUUUUCUUUUGGUUUUGUGGACAUAAAGUGAUGCAGUCAGUUGCAUCACUUUAAAUUGCUCUUAUGGACUGAGAAUGAGAUACGUAAUGUGUUGGUGGCUGCUCCACGUAAUUAAGCAUUCUGCAAAAAUUUCUGCUGCCCCCUCUGUACUUAAAUUUCCUUGAAUACAAAGCCUGGAUUUGUUUUCUUGUGUAUGGGUUUAUCUAUGGAAUGCGCCAAGGUGACUUGCUUCAAGUUUAUUUUAGAUAGAGAAAUGGAAGUGCUUUGUUCGAUUAUGUUGCAGUCACUGGUUGUUUUUAAAACUGUUUACAUUUAAAAUAAAAACCUAUUUUCUA